UCUCAUGUCAUUUGUGCUAUUACUGUUGCACGAAGCAGCAGCCAUUGAAGUACCACAAGACCCAAAGAUCCUGCAAGAGCUGAAGCAGCCUCCCACCAUCGUCAAACAGUCAGUGAAGGACUACAUUGUCGACCCCAGAGAUAACAUCAUCAUCGAGUGUGAGGCCAAGGGCAACCCAGUGCCAACGUUCUCAUGGCGAAGGAACGGGAAGUUUUUCAACAUCGGGAAAGAUCCCAGGGUGACGAUGCGAAAACGCUCGGGAACUCUGGAGAUCGGUUUCCGUAGCGGAGGACGACCAGAGGACUAUGAGGGGGAGUACCAGUGCUUUGCCACAAAUGACCACGGAGUGGCUCUGUCCAACAAAAUCCUGCUCAGGGUCUCCAAGGCUCCAUUGUGGCCUAAAGAGGUGCUGGAGCCGGUCGUGGUGACUGAAGGCACACCGCUGGUGCUAGCCUGCAACCCCCCACCAGGCCUGCCUCCUCCGUUCACCUUCUGGAUGAACAGUGCGAUGAUUCCGAUCCCUCAGGAUAAGAGGGUGUCCAUGGGCCUGAAUGGAGACCUGUACUUCUCCAACGUCUUGAUCAAAGACGCUCACACCGACUACUGCUGCAACGCUCGCUUCCUCUUCACACACACCAUCCAACAGAAGAACCCCUUCACACUCAAAGUCCUGACGAGCCGCAAAGUAGCCGAGUCCACGCCGAUCUUCCUCUCCCCCUCGGGGACCGAGAGCUCCAAGAUGGUGCUACGGGACGAGCAACUGCUGCUGGAGUGUAUUGCUGCUGGACUUCCGACACCCACCAUCAAGUGGUUUAAGAAGGGUGGGGACCUGCCAGCCAAGAAGGUGAAGUUUGACAACUACAACAAGACCCUGAAGAUCAUCAACGUGUCAGAGGAGGAUGCUGGGGAGUACGUUUGCAUGGCCAACACCCAUUUAGGCAUCAUACGCCACUCCAUCUUUGUCCAGGUCAAAGCGGCUCCUUAUUGGCUCGACAAACCCACCAACCUGGUGCUCGCUCCGGAGGAGAACGGCCGGCUGGUGUGUCGGGCCAACGGCAACCCCAAACCCAUCAUCGAGUGGAUGAUCAACGGACAGCCUAUAGAGAACACUCCCCUCAUCCCCAUCAGACCCCAGGUUCUUGGUGACACCAUCAUCUUCCGCUCGGUGCAGAUGGGAAGCAGUGCUGUCUACCAGUGCAACGCCUCCAACCAGCACGGCUACCUGCUGGCCAACGCCUUCGUCAGCGUCCUCGACAUGCUCCCGAGGAUGCUAGGCCCUAAAAACCAGCUGAUCAAAGUCAUUGUGAACAACCGCACCUUCCUAGACUGUCCUUUCUUCGGAUCUCCUCUGCCGGACCUCCGCUGGUUUAAGAACGGACAGGGCAGUGGGCUGGACGGAGGUCACUACCGCGUUUACAUCAACGGCACCCUGGAGAUCAAACGGACCCGAGCAGAGGACGAAGGCACCUACACCUGUGUGGCCAACAGCAUGCUGGGCAAGGCAGAGAACCAGGUCCGCCUAGAGGUCAAAGAGCCGACUCGUAUUGUUCAAGUCCCGGAGCACCAGUCGGCCGUCAGGGGCUCCCUGGUUCACUUCGACUGUAAGGUGAAGUCUGACCCCAGCCUGCCCAUCACUGUGGCCUGGACCAAGGAUGACAAGCCUCUCUCCCUGGGCUGGAGGCUGAGGAAAGACGGGGAGUCGCUGCUCAUCCCUAAUGUGAACGAGGGGGACGAGGGAACCUACACCUGCACUGUCACAUCUGAGAUAGACCAGGACUCCGCCUCAGCCCGCCUCACGGUGUUAGAGGAAGCCUCCCUCAACCCCUCUAGUGCCUUGCCUCCAGACCGUCCAGAUCCUCCCGUGGAACUGGAUCUGUCUGACCCCACAGCCCGCAGCGUUCGUCUCACCUGGAUCCCCGAAAACGACCACCGGAGCCCAGUCACAGAAUUCCUGGUCCAGUUUGAGGAGAACCGUUGGGAGCCGGGCAGGUGGCAGAACCUAUCCACAUACCCCGGAGAACUCAACUCUGUCAUCCUGCAGCUCGCCCCCUACGCCAACUACCAGUUCAGGGUCAUCGCCAUCAACGCAGUGGGCCAGAGUCAGCCCAGCCGGCCCUCGCCACGGUACCUGUCCAACGGAGCUGCUCCAGAUGCCAUCCCCAGAGGUCUACGAGGAUGGGGAACCAAGAAGGACAAUAUGGAGAUCACCUGGGAGCCUCUGCUUAAUCUGGAGAGGAACGGGCCAAACCUGCACUACAGCGUGUGGUGGAGACGGAAGGAUUUGGGAGAAGGGUGGAGUAACGUGACCACGGUGGAGUCCAAACAUGUCAUCCACAACACAGAGACCUACAUGCCUUAUGAGAUCAAAGUCCAGGCCAGGAAUGAGUUUGGAAAGGGACCUGAGUCUAAUGUGGCCGUUGGAUACUCCGGAGAGGACAAGCCCACCGACGCUCCUGCUGACCUGCGGGUGUCAAAGGUUGACAGCACCAAGGCCAACUUGCACUGGACGCCCGUGGACAUGAGCUCUGUGCAGGGAGAGUUCAAGGAGUACAGGCUAUACUACUGGCGGGAGUCCAGUCUGGUUCUGGGUCUGGUGGUCAGUAAGGAGAAGAAGACCAAAGGUUUCUACAGCAUCGUGGCUGAGCCGUCCGGCAUCCUCAGCGACCUGGUGCCCUUCUCCAAAUACAAGAUGUUCCUGGUUGUGGCCAACAACGUCUUUGAGGGUCCACCCAGCAACACGGUGGACAUCACCACCAAGGAAGGAGUGCCAGAUGUACCACAGUUUUUCAGCAUUAACCGGAGAACUUUUGACACCGUCCACCUUGAAUGGGACAAACCUCUGGAGCCCAACGGCAUUCUGAUUGGAUACCAGCUCAAGUACCAAACAGUUAAUGGCUCCAGAGUGGGCCGUCCCCAGUUGGAGACUUUCACUCCUAAUGUGACAGUGUUUAACGUCCACAUGCCGAACCGAUCCACCCGCUACAAUUUCUACCUGUCAGCUCUCACCCAGGUGGGAUCAGGGAAGGUCUAUGCUUUGGAGUCCCCUCAAUUUGCCAAUGAAGCCUACAUAGACCAGGUAGACAUAGCCACUCAAGGCUGGUUCAUUGGCCUGAUGUGUGCCAUCGCCCUCAUCAUACUGAUCCUCCUCAUCGUCUGCUUCAUCAAGAGGAGCCGCGGGGGCAAAUACCCAGUCCGUGACAAAAAAGAUCUCCCCUUGGACCCAGUAGAUCAGAAAGAUCAGGACGGAUCCUUCGAUUACCCUGGUCUUGAAAGCAGCGACGAGGACAACAAGCCCCUCCAGGGCAGCCAGACGUCGCUGGACGGCAAUGUGAAGGAAAGCGACGACAGUCUGGUGGACUACGGCGAAGGUGGUGAUGGCCAAUUCAACGAGGAUGGCUCUUUCAUCGGCCAGUACACGGUGAAGAAGGACAAGGAUGAAACGGAGGGCAACGAGAGCUCUGAGGCCACCUCGCCCGUCAACGCCAUCUACUCGCUGGCGUAACGCUGUAGCACCAGGGGCCGCCCCUCUGACCAGAGGACGUUACGACAAACCACGGCACCACACAUCAGACACAAACACACACACACACACAUGAAUAUAUUACUAUAUGAAACAGAAAGACCGCAGCAGGGCCUGUCUGGAGACUGGGUAGGUUUCCUUCUACAGAUAAAGAGAACACAGGAGUGGAAUUAGAUCACACGCCUAUGUUUUAGUUUCCAGCUCGGAAAAAUUGGCCCAUUGGAGGUGGCGUUUGGACAAAGAGGACAGUGCUCGUCUUCCUCGGCUCUCUGCCUGCCUUUACACAGACUUGAAGUGUGCCUUUGGGGCAGCUUUCAGCACUUGGAGGCAUCGCCAAGCGUUCUCUAGAGAUUUUUCUUUGGUUCGUUUCUGCUUCAAACAUUUCAAGUGUCCCCGCUCUCCCCCCGAUGCGCCCCUCAUACCUCUGUGUAGCAUCCCCGUAAAGUACACACAAGAGGUACCGGACACACAUACACACACACACUGGCCCGUCCUAUAACAUAUCAGCUUCUAACCAUCAAACUCAACAGGAUGCCGGCAGAUAUGUUUAUCAUAUUGAUAUUUACGCAAUGAAAGAUUUUAGUUUUUCCACAGCUGGUAGACGAGUCAUUGAUUCUUAAUGAGUGCUGUAUUCAGUCAUGGCACACAUUGUAGUGCCCUGCAAAACUAUGCACUAUCACCCCCUCCAUAGCAUUCUGGGUUUAACCUGGUUAGUAAAAGUACACGUUUUGAUUUUCUUUUUUUUACCACUCGUCGGCUAAAUCACAUGCUUUUAUUCAUUCUGCCUUGUACGAUGUGGUAGACAUGUUUUUCUUACUCUACUUCAAAAUGGCUGCCACAAGAAAGGCUAUUUCUGCCACAAGCACCAAGCUCUGCUACAGUAUGUUAUUAAUGUAGACUUAUUUUGGAGCAUGGUAGUAGCUUAGUGCAAGAGAAAUGGAAGGCAACAGACAGGAACGUACGCUUCGCUUGAGAAACUCCAGUAGACCACAACCCAGUGAAUUCCCUAGUUAGCAUGCAGGGUAAUGCUGCAUUCAUGUCCAAUUGGAACGACUGUCGGUUGACAGCGAAAAUGUUGACAGAUGUUUCUGUUUUUCUUUUGUUUAUUUUUUCGUUUAUUAAUUGUUACACACGGUACUUUUGAAAGUACGUUUUAUACCAAACCAGACAUUGCAAUCCAACAUGGUGAUCACAUAAUGACUUAUCAUGAGAGGGGGAAAGGGGUUUUUAAAUGGAUAUAUAUUCUUCUACAAAUUCCUCUACCUGCAUUUAUUUUCUCAAUUGUGACCACCAGAAUUGUGGAAGCUUGGGGUCCCAACUCCAAAUUUCCAAAUGAGUUUUUUGCUCCAGAAAAUGUAGAUAUGCAAUCAUUGGAAAUAUCUACGUUCUCUCCCAUGGGACAUGAAUGCAGCACAAGAGGCUAGGAUCCUUCGGCUGUUUUCAGACUACAUCAAUGCCUUGCAUUUUGCCCACAAAUGUGUUUUCUUCUUUUUUCAGACGAUACAUUGUAUCUGUUCAGGAAACAAAAAGUAAAUGCUUUGAGUGCUAACAUCAGCUUAACACAAACCACAAACUGUAUACCUAUUAGUUAAUAGUACAGUUUUAAUUCAUGAAGACUACUUACCUGAAAUAUCAAGGACCACAGUAAUUUACCGUUUUUUUAAAUCAAAAAUAAUCUUCAACUCAAAUUAUAAGAUUGCUUCUGUUAAAAAAGUAGCGUGCAAAAAGCUUCACUCAUUGAAAACAGUUACAAAAAGCUUCUAAAAAGCUCUCUGUCUGAUCUUAAACAACCAAUAUAGAGACGUUAGCUGUCAGCUAGCUAAUUAACAUACAUAGGCUCCCAACCUCCAGUUCUGCCACUUCCUUCCAGGCUCUUUUCUUGUCUUGAAGAGUCAUGAAGUAACGGAAUAGUCGAAAAGUUGUGUGAGCAUCAGCAUGGACAUAUCUUUGGCUCAGUUAAUUUGUAUUAAUGUGUGACCUCUCAUGUUUGUGCAUUGACUUCGUAUGCAAUCACAGCAUUCUCUUGGUGUGUAGUCUGAACCCACCUAUACAGAAGGAUUGCCACCUCUGUCCCUCCCUCUAGGUUUUAUAAAUGCAAUUAAUUUGCUAAUCAUUACAGAUGAAAAAAAGACAGCGUUAGCGACGCGUAGAACACUUGAAUUAAAUGACUGAAAUUACAGCAUGAAAAUAUAUAAAUCAAAUUCACAGCCACCUUUGAAAUGAAACGUUUCAACUUAUUUUUUUGCAGAGGAAGAAAGAAAAAAGAAAACAGUACCUUUUAGAAACUAAUUUAAGCUCAGUAUUCCACUUGUCCUACAACCAUAUUUGUCACAUUUUUGUUCUGUUAGCAGAACUAACCGUGUUUCAUUAUUUUGUUCUAGAUAUUCACAUUUUGUUUACAGCAUCCUUUUGGUACUCAAACUGUAGUUACCUGCUACUCAACAGCACUAUUAAACCCUCCACUGCUAAAUCCGAAAGAUCUUUACUGCAGUUAGCGACUGGAGUUCACAUUGUAUUUCAAAUAUUUAUUUUAUAUUUCUAUUUAUUACAUUAUGUGAAUAGUAUUAAUAUUAGUUCUUGAUUUCAUAAUUGUUAUAUACACAUUGUUGACCAACUCAUUUUGUUGAUUCACGCCAGAAACAAGCCAGAAAUAAAGAUGUCUCCAGAAUCUGUCAUUGUUCAUCAUGAGAGGCAUUCAACACAAUAUGUUCCAGAUAUUUGUGAUAUUUCUAGCAGCUGGCUUAUCCGCUAUAAACAAAACAACAUACCUGUCAUGUGUAUCUGUCCAUCGUGCUGCUCUUCUCGUAUUCAUGUUGUAUUACAGUUACUCUGUGUUGUUAUUCAGAUUCAUGUAAAAUAACCUUUCCGCCUCACAGAUAAUUAAUAUUGUUGCUCAUUAUUUAUUUGACAUAUAUUCUGUACCUGUAGGUCCUGAAAAAAAAAAUUAUAUUUGUAAAUAUUUCGAUAAGUCGAUUCCCCCAGAAAAAUGCUUUAUCCAAGAACGAGACAAAAAGUCACACUUCUGUAUCCACCAAACAUGUGACAGGUGCCUCUUUAGUCUGUGGAGCACCUUUGUAAUGUAGCUUUGACUAACAUCUGAAAAAGUAUCGAGAAUCACCUUUCACUCCAUGUUGCCCUUUGCUUUGACAUGGCACUGACUGUGGCACGUCUAUUAGUCACUUGUUUGAUGAUGGUUUGGAUUCUGUAUUGGGAAAGAGGAACAAGUUAGAUGCUCUAUGAUGUAAAUAAGACGUAAGCGCUCAUGCAAUAUUCUGUUUGUAGCAUUGUCGCACACAGACUGAUAGUAGGCCUAAAAGAACAUGAAUUCAAUGCCUAUUGUUGCAUAGUUAGUCCAAUUUCAGCGGCCUCCUUAAUAGGACCAAUUCAUACUUUUUGUAACCGGACGCUAUGUCCCCGCACAUGCUCCAGUUCCGUUCCACACUCCAGUCCAGUUGGUGGCGUAUGCACAUCUAGCUGGUUUGCCAAGAAAAAGAAAAAAACAUCACAGACUUUGCUUUGUAGAGAAGUUUUGCAAAGAGAUUAAAUAAUUUGUCUAUAAAGGACCACGAAGACAGACAAAUGGCGUUACCACUACCAAGUGAAAAGGAGUGUGGAUUGUGAAAAAUAGAACUGAUAGAAACCAGAACCGACAGUGGGUUUUACUCCCAGCAGUCCCUAUUUACAUCCUGCACUAGCUUUACAUCAGUCCGCUUUAUCUGACAUAACAAGUUGACAAGGAUCACUUAAAUGCACAAUUAAACAUUUGACUGGCCCACAACGGAUUGACCAAAUUUGGAUAAAAGAAGGCUUUAAUUCCUUUCUCAUUUGGAGGAGCCUUCUAAGUAGGACAGACUUUAUCAGGACAAGGAGGCCCCUGAAAUGGAAAACUAAAUUUGUCCUAAUGACAGGCCGCCAUUUUGAAAAGAGUUCUGGCCUGGUAUUUCUCACCCCUUUUUAAAAAGAGAUGUCUGAUUCUCCAAAAACACAACCUUUCUGUCAGUAAUCCCCUCUUCCAAAAAUCUAUGUUCCAUUAUGUCUCUGCAGAAACUCAAAGCAAUAUCCUUUUAAUCAUCUGGGUGUUUUCUCUGAUGCCUUCAUGUUAAAUUAAAAAUAUACACUUUUAUUAAUCCCCAAGGGGAAAUUAGUUCUCUGCAUUUAACCCAUCCUUAGUUAUUAAGGAGCAGUGGGCUGCGGUGAAGCGCCCGGGAAGCAACUGGGGGUUCAGUGCCUUGUUACAGUCUGACCACAGGGGAUUGUUAGUUUGAGGUACCCAGCACAGACAUCUUGACAAGAACAGAAGACCGCUGCUGACAUCGAAGAAAACAGGAAGAAAAAGCACUGAGGGGUCAAACAUUGGGAUGGAAUUUAUAAACCCAAACUGUCUCACCAGACUUGUUUUUUCCAGAUCUGGUCUGGAAACCUGCACCUCCCUCUUCCCACAUGGCCUUUCCUCCUUCCUCCACUUCAGUGGAUCACAGUGGGGAAAUGUUGUAAACUGGCUGUAUAACAAAGAAAAGAGAAUUCUGCAUAUUUGAUGAUGAAUAGUGCUUUCUUUCUUGUCCUUUUAUCUGUGCACGUUGACUCUCUUUCUACGGUCCGCAUUGUCUCAACUCCCCUUUAAUGGAGGAGAAGAAGAUGUCAAUGUGCAGCUUUGUAUUUUUUUCAUUUCAAAAUGCUGCAAAGUGUAGAAUUUAAAUUGUGAACACACAAGAUUUGCAACUGGACGUUUUUUUAACGAUUGAUCACAUGCUGUUUGGCUUUUUUAAAUAUGAAUUCUAAUGUUAGUAUCUUGUUUUUACCAUUAUGUAUCAGAGCAGCUCGUCAAAGUCCCGCUUCAACAUGCAAAAUAAAAGCUUUUGUAAGGUACAUACUCAAGAGAAAAUGGCAUAAAUAUAUUCACCAUGUAUGCGUGUAUGAUGAGAUGUUGCAACUUCUGCUAGCGACGCCUUCUUUAUAGUAAAGCUAUCUCCUUUUCUCUA
Molecule: messenger RNA, 8499 nt
Organism: Pseudoliparis swirei
Lineage: Eukaryota; Metazoa; Chordata; Actinopteri; Perciformes; Liparidae
Gene: nfasca
Product: neurofascin homolog (chicken) a
Exons: 27
Coding region: 5-3502 (1165 amino acids)
Biological process (GO): brain development; cell-cell adhesion
Molecular function (GO): cell-cell adhesion mediator activity
Source: RefSeq, a predicted model, not a curated record